Molecule: messenger RNA, 1180 nt
Organism: Rhinolophus ferrumequinum (greater horseshoe bat)
Lineage: Eukaryota; Metazoa; Chordata; Mammalia; Chiroptera; Rhinolophidae
Gene: PSMB10
Product: proteasome 20S subunit beta 10
Exons: 8
Coding region: 306-1127 (273 amino acids)
Cellular component (GO): proteasome core complex
Molecular function (GO): threonine-type endopeptidase activity
Source: RefSeq, a predicted model, not a curated record
CAGGAGGAGCUGACCAAUGGCCAGAAGAGAGGAAUGUCCUUCGGUUCAGACAGAGGACCUGGGAGCAGCAUGGAGAGCCAGGCAAGGGACAUCACCCCCUACCCAACCUGCUUAAGACCAGAAGUGAGGGUGAAAGCGAAAGAGAAGCAAAACACGCCAGUGUCCUCUGAGUAAAGGUGAAAGUGAAAGCAGGAAGCGUCAGUGGAGCCCCACAGAGAACAAGGCUUUGGCCCUUCGGGCUCCUGGCUGGUCUCACUCCUCUAACCAUCGACCCCCAAUUCCUGGACUGCCCUGCUCACCCCAAGAUGCUGAAGACAGCUCUACAGACCCAAGGGGGAUUCUCCUUCGAGAACUGCCAGAGAAACUCAUCCUUGGAACGGGCGCUCCCGGGGCUCCGGGUCCCUCAUGCGCUCAAGACCGGAACCACCAUCGCGGGUCUUGUGUUCCGAGACGGGGUCAUCCUGGGGGCGGAUACGCGGGCCACUAACGAUUCGGUCGUUGCGGACAAGAGCUGCGAGAAGAUCCACUUCAUCGCGCCUAAAAUCUACUGUUGUGGGGCUGGAGUAGCCGCAGACGCCAAGAUGACCACGCAGAUGGUGGCAUCCAACAUGGAGCUACACGCACUGUCUACCGGCCGCGAGCCCCGCGUAGCUACCGUCACCCGCAUUCUGCGCCAGACGCUCUUCCGGUACCAGGGCCACGUGGGUGCGUCUCUGGUCGUGGGCGGCGUAGACGUGACAGGACCGCAGCUCUACAGCGUGCACCCCCAUGGCUCCUACAGCCGCCUGCCCUUCACGGCCCUAGGCUCCGGCCAGGAUGCGGCCUUGGCGGUGCUGGAGGACCGGUUCCAGCCGAACAUGACGCUAGAGGCUGCACAGGGGCUGCUGGUGGAAGCCAUCACUGCAGGAAUCCUGGGUGACCUGGGCUCCGGGGGCAGUGUGGAUGCAUGUGUGAUCACAGAGACCGGUGCCAAGCUGCUGCGAACCCUGAGCUCUCCCACAAAGCCCAUAGAAAGGCCUGGCCAGUACCGCUUUGCCCCUGGAACCACAGCUGUCCUUUCCAAGACAGUGGUGCCACUGCCCCUGGAGCUGGUGGAGGAAACUGUGCAGACCAUGGAGGUGGAGUGAAAUAGGCUGAGCCUUAGAGCUUGGAACAAGGGGGAAUAAAUGCAGAAAAUACA